AUGUUGAAGAGGGCAACAAGAACAGAUGUUACACAAAAAACCAAACAUCAAGAAGUCAACCAUAAUAGAGUCCGCGUAGCCUUAGAUCAAAUAAAAAGUAAUAUUAUUAAAGAUAAAAGGGGUAUACAUAGUGGUGGAAAAAAUGCAAUUGAUGAAGAAAGAAUUGAAAAUAUUAAGAUGCACAUAGCGUUAUUUCCAACAUAUGUGUCACAUUAUUGUCGCAACCAGACGGCCUCCAAAUUUUUAAAUUCUGACCUAAAUUUAUCAAAAAUGUAUCAAUUCUACACAGAUACUACAGAAAACCCAGUUAAGACACCACAUAAGGAUACAUAUCGAAUGUGUGAUACGUACAAAGCCCAAAUUAGUUCUGCACAGACUACACACAAGGAGAAUCUAGAAAGAAAUCACAGGGAACAUCUUGAAAUUGCAAAUGAGUUAAGGAAUGAAAUAAAGGCUGAUCUAAUAUGCGCGCAAGAGGAUAAAACACUGGAGACCCUGACUUUUGACCUCCAAAAAACUCAUCCUUUACCAAAAAUACCGACUGGAGUCGCAUAUUAUAAAAGACAAUUAAAUUUACUUAUUUUAGGUACCUAUUUAUGUCGGCCGUACAAAAAGAGGUAUUUUCAAUGUAUGGAUAGAACAAGAGGGAGGCAGGGAACAUAA
This is a messenger RNA of Diabrotica balteata, 663 nucleotides long. NCBI's taxonomy places the organism in Eukaryota, Metazoa, Arthropoda, Insecta, Coleoptera, Chrysomelidae. The record is from the annotation of a GenBank genome assembly.